Molecule: messenger RNA, 6806 nt
Organism: Pteropus alecto (black flying fox)
Lineage: Eukaryota; Metazoa; Chordata; Mammalia; Chiroptera; Pteropodidae
Gene: DAGLA
Product: diacylglycerol lipase alpha
Exons: 21
Coding region: 1156-4302 (1048 amino acids)
Biological process (GO): lipid metabolic process
Cellular component (GO): postsynaptic membrane; dendrite membrane
Source: RefSeq, a predicted model, not a curated record
GAGCAGCACGUUUUGGGGGGGAAUCAGGAAAGGAGGUUGGGCAGUAUGAGAAGGGGCCGGAACACCUCUCCAGCCAGAAGGAAUUCACUGGUGGGUUGCUGGAGUCUGUCCCCGGGGGUUGGGCCGUAUCAUCUGCUCCGGGACUCAGAGAGGGCUAGGCACCUGCCCAAGGUUGCACAGCCUGCCUCCCGAUGAUGACGGAGGCCCUUAGCCACUUCCUGAGGGGCUUGGACUUCAUCCUGCAGGCCACAAGGAGCCAGGAAGAUUUUUAAAGUAGGCGACAGCAUGUACAUUCUUAAGAAGAGUUUUGCAUUUUUAGAAAGAGGAACUCCCAGAAUGGUUAAUACUUAGCCCAGGGGCCUGAAUCAUCAGCAAGGAACUUGGGUUUUGUGGGUGAGAGAAGAAAGGGGCCCCCUAGGACCGCUCAAGUCUCCUCAUCCAUGUGAGGGGGUCCGGGCAUCUCCUUCAUUACUGCCUGGUCUGGGGGCAGAGCCAGAGGCAUGGGGAGCCCACCCCCGCCCUCAUGCCUGUUACUCCCUGCUGGAGGUGCCAUGCCCACUCUCGGGGGUAAGGAAGGGGAGGCUGUGUGCCCCUCUCCCCACGUGGAGGUUGGAGGGCACCGACCCUGUGCCCUGGGGUAGGAGAGCCAGGGGAGGUGCUUUGUAACAGCCCCACACCAGGAAGCACCCUCUGCCCUCCCCCCUCCUGAGACAUUUCCUCCAGAUGAAAUCACACCCGUAUCAGGGGAACAGGCCCCCAUUGUGAAGGGCUGGGGUCCUGAGAGAAAGGGCGUCUUUCAGGCCCUUAAAAAUAGCAGCCCUGAGAUUUAUGAAUCCGCAUGGACUGGAGUUGUCCCAUCCUCCGCCCAGCACCAGCACAGGCUCUUGUCACAUGCACCCCAGACCGUGACCUGUUGGUGACCAGCUGGAGAAUCCACCAGCCCAGGCGGGGAGGGGUUCAUGAGCCUUCCCUCUGCGAAGACCCUAAGACCGGCACCGGCGUUAACCGGAACAGCGAGGGCCUCUGAGAGUUCUCCCAUGUGGUCCUCGCCAGAGCUUUAGCAGAUGGGGAUAAUCGACGUUUUACAGAUGAGGAAACUGAGGCACAACUAGAGGUGAGCGCCAGGCCCGCUGAGCCUCCUCAGAGCCGCCAGCCAUGCCCGGGAUUGUGGUGUUCCGGCGGCGCUGGUCUGUGGGCAGCGAUGACCUCGUCCUGCCGGCCAUCUUCCUCUUCCUCCUGCAUACCACCUGGUUUGUGAUCCUGUCCGUGGUGCUCUUCGGCCUGGUCUACAACCCGCACGAGGCCUGCUCCCUGAACCUGGUGGACCACGGCCGCGGCUACCUGGGCAUCCUGCUGAGCUGCAUGAUCGCCGAGAUGGCCAUCAUCUGGCUGAGCAUGCGGGGGGGCAUCCUGUACACGGAGCCCCGCGAGUCCAUGCAGUACGUGCUCUACGUGCGCCUGGAUGAGGAAACAGAGGCUGAGAGAGCCAUCCUGGUGAUCGAGUUCAUCUACGCCAUCGUGGGCAUCGUCUGGCUCACUCAGUACUACACCUCCUGCAACGACCUCACUGCCAAGAACGUCACCCUCGGGAUGGUCGUCUGCAACUGGGUGGUCAUCCUGAGUGUCUGCAUCACCGUCCUCUGCGUCUUUGACCCCACUGGCCGCACCUUCGUCAAGCUGAGGGCCACCAAGAGGAGGCAGCGCAACCUGCGUACCUACAACCUGCGGCAUCGCUUGGAGGAGGGUCAGGCCACCAGCUGGUCACGCCGGCUCAAGGUGUUUCUCUGCUGCACCCGGACAAAGGACUCGCAGUCAGACGCCUACUCGGAAAUCGCCUACCUCUUCGCCGAGUUUUUCCGGGACCUGGACAUCGUGCCGUCUGACAUCAUCGCUGGCCUGGUGCUGCUCCGGCAGCGACAGCGAGCCAAGCGCAACGCCGUGCUGGACGAGGCCAACAACGACAUCUUGGCCUUUUUGUCGGGGAUGCCAGUGACGAGAAACACCAAGUACCUCGACCUCAAGAACUCGCAAGAGAUGCUUCGCUACAAAGAGGUCUGCUACUACAUGCUGUUUGCGCUGGCUGCCUACGGGUGGCCCAUGUACCUGAUGCGGAAGCCCGCCUGCGGCCUUUGCCAGCUGGCACGGUCCUGCUCGUGCUGCCUGUGUCCCACGCGGCCCCGGUUCGCCCCCGGAGUUACCAUCGAGGAAGACAACUGCUGUGGCUGCAACGCCAUUGCCAUCCGCCGCCACUUCCUGGACGAGAACAUGACCGCGGUGGACAUCGUCUACACCUCCUGCCAUGAUGCGGUGUACGAAACCCCCUUCUACGUGGCAGUGGACCACGACAAGAAGAAGGUGGUAAUCAGUAUUCGGGGAACCCUGUCUCCCAAGGAUGCCCUGACGGACCUGACUGGUGAUGCUGAGCGCCUCCCCGUGGAGGGGCACCAUGGCACCUGGCUGGGACACAAGGGAAUGGUCCUGUCGGCUGAGUACAUCAAGAAGAAGCUGGAGCAGGAGAUGGUCCUGUCCCAGGCCUUCGGGAGAGACCUGGGCCGCGGAACUAAGCACUACGGCCUGAUUGUGGUGGGCCACUCCCUGGGCGCGGGCACCGCCGCCAUCCUCUCCUUCCUCCUGCGCCCCCAGUACCCGACCCUCAAGUGCUUUGCCUACUCCCCACCAGGGGGCCUGCUGAGUGAGGACGCCAUGGAGUACUCCAAGGAAUUUGUGACAGCUGUGGUUCUGGGCAAAGAUCUCGUCCCCAGGAUCGGCCUCUCUCAGCUGGAAGGCUUCCGCAGACAGCUCCUGGACGUGCUGCAGCGAAGCACCAAGCCCAAAUGGCGGAUCAUCGUGGGGGCCACCAAAUGCAUCCCCAAGUCAGAGCUGCCGGAGGAGGUGGAAGUGGCCGCCCUGGCCAGCACACGGCUCUGGACUCACCCCAGCGACCUGACCAUUGCCUUGUCGGCCAGCACCCCGCUUUACCCGCCCGGCCGCAUCAUCCACGUGGUCCACAACCACCCAGCAGAGCAGUGCUGCUGCUGUGAGCAGGAGGAGCCCACGUACUUUGCCAUCUGGGGUGACAACAAGGCCUUCAACGAGGUGAUCAUCUCCCCCGCCAUGCUGCACGAGCACCUCCCCUACGUGGUCAUGGAGGGCCUCAACAAGGUGCUGGAGAACUACAACAAGGGCAAGACAGCCUUGCUCUCUGCUGCCAAGGUCAUGGUGAGCCCCACCGAGGUGGACUUGACUCCCGAGCUCAUCUUCCAGCAGCAGCCACUGCCCACGGGGCCCUCCAUGCCUGCUGGCCUUGCCCUGGAGCUGCCCACUGCAGACCACCGAAACAGCAGCGUCAGGAGCAAGUCCCAGUCUGAGAUGAGCCUGGAGGGCUUCUCGGAGGGGCAGCUGCUGUCCCCAGUGGCUGCGGCUGCGGCAGCCCGCCAGGACCCCGUGGAGCUGCUGCUGCUGUCCACCCAGGAGCGGCUGGCGGCAGAGCUGCAGGCACGGCGGGCUCCCCUGGCCACCAUGGAGAGCCUCUCGGACACGGAGUCACUGUACAGCUUCGACUCCCGCCGAUCCUCAGGCUUCCGCAGCAUCCGCGGCUCGCCCAGCCUCCACGCGGUGCUGGAACGCGAUGAGGGCCACCUCUUCUACAUCGACCCCGCCAUCCCCGAGGAGAACCCUUCCCUGAGCUCACGCACCGAGCUGCUGGCCGCGGACAGCCUGUCCAAGCACUCGCAGGACACCCAGCCCCUGGAGGCGGCCCUGGGCAGUGGGGGCGCCACCCCCGAGCGGCCCCCCAGUGCUGCGGCCACUGACCAGGAGGAAGAGGGGGGUGGUGGGGUGGCCCCCCGUGGAGAGCUGGCGCUGCACAACGGGCGCCUGGGCGACUCGCCCAGCCCUCAGGUGCUGGAGUUUGCCGAAUUCAUCGACAGCCUCUUCAACCUGGACAGCAAAAGCAGCUCCCUCCAAGACCUCUACUGCAUGGUGGUGCCCGAGAGCCCCACCAGCGACUACGCUGAGGGCCCCAAGUCCCCCAGCCAGCAAGAGAUCCUGCUCCGAGCCCAGUUCGAGCCCAAUCUGGUGCCCAAGCCCCCAAGGCGCUUUGCCGGCUCUGCCGACCCCUCCUCCGGCAUCUCGCUGUCACCCUCCUUCCCACUCAGCUCCUCGGGCGAGCUCAUGGACCUGACGCCCACGGGGCUCAGCAGCCAGGAGUGCCUGGCGGUGGACAAGAUCCGGACUUCUACCCCCACUGGCCACGGGGCCAGCCCCACCAAGCAGGAUGACCUGGUCAUCUCAGCUCGCUAGCACCCAGAGGGGCUGCCGGCAGAGGCCUAGGCCAGAGCAGGUGGCCCCUCAGGCUCCAGGUGGCUACUCACAGAGCCGGGCAGCUUGGAGGAGAGGCCCCCGGGGUCCAAUUUAGCCUCAGGCAUGGGGCACUGCUGCUGAGCUGGGGGUCCGUAUCCCUACCUCAGCUUAGGACCCCUCAGAGCCAAGGCAGCUGGGAUCCGGGCCCUCCAGAUAGGGGAGGAGCAGGGAGUGGGGAGGAGCCUGGGGCAGCCUGCCAGCCUGACCCCAGGGGCAUCCUGGCACCCCCUGUUCCAGGACAGGCCGUGGGCAUACUGACUCCCCAUCACUGCCCUCUGGCUGCUCUCCCAGGGCUGAGAUGGAGAGCGGCCCCCUCCCCAUACAUUCUCAUCUGCGGUCUAGGCUGGCCUCUGCCCUGGCCACUCCCCAGACCUGGUGCCUGCUAGCCAGCCCUUGGGGUGAUCCCCCCACCCCCAAGGUGGCCCGCAGUGCUGUUUGUGUUUACAGAAGCUGCUGGGCUGGGCUCAGGUUGUGUCCUGGGCUUGCAAGCCCCCAGCCACAAUCAUGUGUUCAGUAGCCUCCCUCUGAGCAGGGCAGGGGCCUGGAGGGGCCUGGAGGAGGGUGGGGUCAGGACCGCCCCUUCUCUGCUUGGUGUCCUUCAUGCUGACCCCUCUGUCAAUGGGUUAUAAGCUCCCAAGCCUGUCCCGCCUGCCCAUUACUUCCAGGCUCACCUUCUAUUCCCGGGGAUCCUGGCCAUUCAAAGGGUGGACGGCACAGAUGUGAGCACCCCAGGCUGCAGAGUCAGUGCCCGGGGAGGAAGAGGGUACCCGAAUCCCACUUCCUUCGAGGGCCCCAUGGAACCACUCCCUGUCACCUCCCCCAUGCCUAGGCAGCCCCAGGCCCUGGGAACUGAAACCAGAUACCUCCACUCCCCUCACUGCCCUCCUGGUUGGCCUGGGCUCUCACCUGGGCCUUCUUCCCUCCCACCCACAAUGUUACGUCGACAGGAAGUGGGGCCAAGAGUAGGGCAUUGUGGGACCUGGCUAGAGACCCCCUGCUCUCUACUGCACGGGGUGUGGAGGGUCAGGCUCUGGACUGUCCUGGCUUAGCCAGAGGUUUCCGCAUCCCCCACUUGAAGGGUUCCUUCGCCGCUGGGCUGGGGGAGCAGUGGGGAGGUGGCGGCCAGGCCAUUCUCCAGAGGCCAAGGCGGGGAGGCCGUGCAUGCUCACGUGGGGGUGGGGGGAGUGUGCAUGUGCAUGAGUGUGUGCCGAUCCUGAGGAAGGGGCUGCUGGGGCACCCACCCCACCUGACCUGACCUGCUUGCCUACUGCCCACCCACCCCCGCCCACUCCCCAACCUGCCGGGAAGACAGCUAGUGAGCGUGAUGCGGCUGGAGGUCAGAGGAGGAGCUCGGUUUUGGACAUGGCCUGUCCUCCUUGUCUCCACCUGCUGCUCUGACCCCCGGUUUGGAAAACUCAUAUGCUGACUGUCCGCUUGUGCCUUCAUCUCCUCGGAGGCAUGCUCCCCAACUUCAAACCUGACCACGGCCUCCCCGCCGUCUAGGCUUCCCUGACCAAGACCCCUCAUUUCACGAUCACUAAUAUCUGGGGCCUGCGCCCUGAGCCUGACCCCUAACAUAACUGGGACUGCCCCAGACCCCUCCCUGGGACCCCUGCCCACCCUGACAGAUGGGAGCUGGGCCUCUGUGACUCCCACUCCUCACCAGGCUCCAGAAUGGUGCCCCAGCUGAGGGCCCCGCUGCUGGCAUAGCCUGGGCCCAGCACAGAAGCAAGACGAAUCAGUGGCUCUUAGAAUUAAAAAAAAAGACAAAUCAUAAAUCAGAGUAACGUUCCAAUGAGCACCCCCGCCAAUAGCAGGGAGAUUUGGGGGUCUAGCCUUUUAAUUCCUCCUUUGCCAAGGUGGGCUUGGGGCCUCUAAGGGGGUGUGGCACCCACCCAUGCCCAGGACUGAGCCAUCAGGGACAGACUCCCCACCCCAAAGCUGCAGCCACACAAGGUUACAGGCUUGGGGCUGGGGCAGACUCAGACUCAGCCCUGGAUGCCCCAGGGUCAGCCCACCCCUAACCUGCCCUCUCCCCACCCCGGCCCCGAAGGGCAGGCCUACUGCGUGUCUCUCCCUUCCGCCCACACCACACUUGGGGGGUCUGAGCCACCCCCCUCUGCCCGGCUCGGCUCAGCCCGACCCCUUCUCUGUUCCCUAGACCUGCAGCACAAGCUCUCCCAGUCAUACGCUGGCCUGUCCUCCCAGGGGCCCGGGUGACCUCCAUAUGCAAUCGGUAGAGAGCAGCCAGGCCCCACAGACACUCGUGCACUCUACAUGCCAUUCUCCCCUAACUCUUUUUGUACUUAAUGUAUGAAAGAUCCAAACUAAUAUUGCUGUAAAAAGGAGAGACAAAUUAAUAUAGCUUAUUCUAUAAAUAUAUCUGUAUAUAAAGGUUUCUGUAUAUUGUAUAGAGCUGUGUAUAAACUGGAUGUAGAAGCAUG